Hypomesus transpacificus is the source of this 3343-nucleotide messenger RNA. RefSeq lists its product as uncharacterized. Gene Ontology annotation, cellular component: cytosol; nucleoplasm. Bases 445 to 1899 code for a protein of 484 amino acids. The record is from RefSeq and is a predicted model, not a curated record. Gene Ontology annotation, biological process: actin crosslink formation; positive regulation of actin filament polymerization; plasma membrane organization. The transcript has 11 exons. NCBI's taxonomy places the organism in Eukaryota, Metazoa, Chordata, Actinopteri, Osmeriformes, Osmeridae. Gene Ontology annotation, molecular function: cytoskeletal adaptor activity.
GUUCAGGUCAUUAUUCUCUCUCUGCCGCUAUUCAGCCAGGGUCCCCGUUUGCUCAUUGUUAUUCUGCCCGAGUGAAUGAGGGAGGGAGAGAGAGGGUAUAGCCUAGCGAGGCAGAGAGUGAAAGAGAGGGUACAUUGUCAGAGAAAGGGAGAGAGACUGAGAGGUUCGGGUCCUGCGGUUCUAACGGUGGGGAGCGGCUGGGUUCAGUUGGUCCGGGGUGAUUUUACAGGCCGGGGUGUGCGCGUGAAGGCAUGUUGAUAAUCGGCUCAACAAUGAGGAGAGGUACAGAACGGCACCAAAAAUCUGACCCCGAUUCGUGGGUUUGUCUGCUGUUGUAAAGCCUAAGGCUCUUGACUUGAGGGAAACGGAGAGGACAGCACCUGUCUAACACACACACUCACACACACACACACUCACACACACACACACACACUCACACCACGGAUGAGAAGCAGCAUGUCACGCACUGAAGAGGUCAACAAGAUGACGGAAAAUGUGUAUAAGGGGAUUCUGGACCAGUUCAACCCCAGUCUCAAGAACUUUGUGACCAUGGGGAAACACUAUGAGAAAGCUUUGACUGGGGUGACACUGGCUGCCAAGGGGUACUUCGACGCUCUGGUGAAACUGGGAGAGCUGGCCAGCGACAGUCAGGGGUCCAAGGAACUGGGAGACACUCUGUUUCAGAUGGCGGAGGUUCACAGGCAGAUUCAGGUUCAACUGGAGGAUGUGUUGAAGCUCUUUCACUCCGAGUUGCUCACCCAGCUGGAACAGAAGCUGGAACUGGAUAUCAAAUACCUAACAGCCACGCUGAAGAAGUACCAGUCUGAGCGAAAGUCAAAGACUGAGUCUAUCGAACGCUGUCAGUCUCAGCUGAAGAAGCUUCGCAGGAAGAGUCAAGGCAGUCGCCACCCCAACAAGUAUGGAGACAGAGAGAUGCAGUACGUUGAGCUGAUGAGCCGUCGUCAGGGCGAGCUGGACACCCUGGUUGCCGUGGGCUACCGCUCGGCCCUGACUGAGGAGAGGAGGCGUUACUGUUUCCUGGUGGACAGACAGUGUGCCGUCAACAAGCUGCUCAUCAACUACCACUGCAAGGUGAGAGAGCUUCUGUCCCAGAAGCUGUCCCUCAUGGCAACUGUCCUGCUCCCAGCCCACGCGCUUGCCGGAGCGGGCGUUGAACCUGCUGCGCCACACUGCCCCACAGGGCCCCGGGGCUUCUGGGAUAGCGGAGCUCCUUCGCCACGCCAAACUGGGCACCGCCCAGCCAGAGCAGAGGUUGGUCUGUACAGGAAGUCCCUCCCCUGUCGAAUGGAGACUCCAGUGGUCGCUCCCUGCAGCAGCGUCCGCUCCCCCCCCUCCUCUCAGAGUGACUCCCCACCCCCUCAGCGCUCCCCUGGGCCCCAGACCUUCCGCCCCCUCCCCGCCUCCGGGGGCGCCACAGGGGGAGACACCCCCCAACACAGCAGCUCACCCAUCAGCGCUACAGCUAGCCCCCCUGCCAACAGCUCCACCAGUGCUAACGCUAGCCCGGCUACAUCCACCGCGACGUCCUCUGAGGUCUCAAGUCAGUCCCUGCAGAGCCCUCUGCUGCUGGCCACCAGCAUCUCCAACCUGUCCCCCAGUCUCAUCCCCUCCACAGUGCUCUCCCUCAGCCAGGUCUCCCCAGCCUCCCACAGCUCUCUGCACGGCCUCACCCUCCCUCUGUCCCAGAGCGCCCCUCACAGUCCUCCCCUGCCCCACAGUGCACCUCUCUCCAGGGCCAUGACCCCUGUGCUCUCCCCGCAACAGCACGGGGCCCUCGGCGGAGGUUACGCCCCGCCUCCAUCCCAUAAUGCCACGCUGAUGCAGAAGGAGGAGGGAGCCUGUAUGAACUAUGUGGUGGAAAGCAUGAACAUGGUUUGACAGAUGGAUGUGCUAAGGAACUGUGGUGAAUUAAGUGGAUGCUUUGCAUUACUUUAAGUAGGUCGGGGAAUCUGGCAACAGGUUAAAGGAUUGACGUGAAAAAAUUUAAGGGUCUCAGCGCUUGUCUUUGCGUUUCACCUGUGUCUUAUCAAUUCAUUUUAUAAACAGAUUGUUGACACCUAGCUAAUCUUAGUUGCAUGUUUACCAAUGGCAAACUACACAGAACCUACCAGAAGGAUGUGAAGGUCAAGAGUGAUGAUAAGAUUGUGUUUACGUUGAAAUGAAACUUAGGAAGUGAUGAAGAAUGUAUACGGGAAGUUGAAAAGUGUGUGAGCAAGUGUUAAUGGUAAACUAUAUGUACAAGAAGUCUUUUUCGUCUCUUACUCUAAGUUCUCUGUUGUCAUGUCUUUUAGUAAAUCGUUUUUGAGUUUGAAAAUAACGAUUUAAUAGAAAUGUGAAAAUCAGGAAUUUGAGAUGUUUUAGAUGUGUUUGUUUCGAUUUCCAAUUAUUUUAUAAUUUACUAUAUUUUAUAAUUUAUAAUACUGUAAUUAUUUUAUACAUUAAAAUGUUUUACCAGUGUAUUUACAUAUUGGCAAAGAAAUGAAACAAAAUUGUUCUUAUAUUUUGGUAACUUGUAGCAUUUCAUAAUAUUGCAUUCCAGUUUCAAAUGACAGCUGUUUUUCUAUUGGUAUUCUAACGGUUAAUAAAUAGGCUGAUUUGAAAAAGAAUGAUUGAUUAUAGUGAGAUCACAUGUAUAAUGUAAAAAGUGCUCAAAUAUGUGAACUUAUAUAACUUGCCUUAUAUUUUUCCUAACGUUGCACCUUUUGAAGGAGUCAAAACAUGCAAAUGUGGAAAACUGCCUUGUUAUUGUAGUCCUACUUUCCCAACCUAUGUUGGAAACAGACAAUUCUCUCAAGUCUACUGCAGUCAGUUCUGUUUUGAUUGUAAAUUUUAUGUUUUAAAAUCUUCAACUGGUGGUUUUACCAACAGUGGCUUCAUAUCAAGAACUGUCUCGUUGGGUUUGCAAGGGCUAACUUUCAAAACAGCUGAUAUGUUCUGUCCUGACAGCAAAUUCUUGAACAUACAAAUUAAGUCAUUGCUAGGUAUUGAAACAGGCCCGACUAUGUUAGCAAAUGUUAGUUUUAAGAGCUAUGAGAGGUUGAAAUUAACCAGUGCACUGUUCAAGAAUAAGACAACUUUGAUUUAGAAUGUGUUGAUGGUUGCAUGGCAUCUGUAAGCUCCCAAAGACGACGGUAUGAAAUAUCAAUGCUGAGUGUUCUUUGCCAGAUCUUGUAUUGAAUAGACUGAAUUGAUGGUCACAGUAACAUCAUUGUGAUGUUUUGGAAUCUUAACACGUUUCUGUAGAGCACUGACUUGUACACAAGGUCCUUACAUGCCAUCAUUGUAUUUUUUGUUUUCAGAAGAAAUUUAAUAAACAUUUUAA